Molecule: messenger RNA, 3568 nt
Organism: Stegodyphus dumicola
Lineage: Eukaryota; Metazoa; Arthropoda; Arachnida; Araneae; Eresidae
Product: serine/threonine-protein kinase PLK4-like
Biological process (GO): protein phosphorylation
Cellular component (GO): nucleus
Molecular function (GO): ATP binding; protein kinase activity
Source: RefSeq, a predicted model, not a curated record
UCUUUUUUUAUCUAUUGGCAACAUAUUUCAUACAAAACAUUUACUUAAGCGGAUUAAUUGAAAGCUGUUUUGAUGUUCGUUAUUAUCAAAGUUUAUGUGUUUGAGAUAAAUGAUAUUGGAAAUUAAAAAAAUUUAUUUAUCCCUUCGCAUUGUCGUUCACAUAUUGUACCUUUUAUGUUUUGAGAUUCAAAUAAAUGGUUCUAUAGGCAUUCUAAUCAAACUUAAAUAAAUGUAUGCAGAAUGUUUAUAUGACUUUUAAACAUGAUCCACGGGAGAGACUAUUAUCCACCCUGGAAGCUGAAAUUUUAUAAAUUCUGUGUAUAGCUAAUAGAUAUGAUUUUAUGAAUUUUCAAAGAUGUAUGACAGAAAAAUAGAAUAUCCAAUUGGCAGUUGUAUUGAGGAUUUUGAAAUCGUAUCUCAGAUUGGAAAAGGUGGAUUUGCUACAGUGUACAAGGCAAAGUGUUUGAACCCUGGAUUUGAUGACGUCUGUGUUGCUAUUAAAAAGAUGUGCAAAAAAUUCAUUGAACAAAAUAAACUACAGCGACGUAUUGAAGAUGAAAUCAGAAUACACUCUCAACUGGAUCAUUAUGCAAUUGUUAAGUUAUACACUUGGUUUCAAGAUGAUGAUUAUGUAUACCUGGUAAUGGAGCUUUGCGAGGGAGGCUCACUGAAAGAUAUCAUGAAAAGAAAAGGACCAUUCUCAGAAGAUAAUGCUCGAAAUAUUAUUGAACAAGUGAUAGAUGGAGUACGAUAUUUAAACCACAAAUUCAUUAUUCAUCGAGAUCUAUCAGACAAGAAUGUCCUUCUCACAGAUACAGAUAAUGUUAAAAUUAUAGAUUUUGGUAUGGCUGCACAGUUAAAAAAUCCAAAUGAAAAGAAACAUACUAUGUGUGGAACAGCAAAUUUCAUGGCUCCGGAAGUUGUGGCUGGAAAUUCCUAUGGAUUUAAAACUGACUAUUGGGGUAUUGGAUGUUUGUUAUAUACAAUACUAGUUGGUAAACCCCCAUUUGAUGGCAAAGGACAUGAGGAAAUCUUCACAAAUGUCUCAAAUUCAGACAUACAUUUUCCUGAGAGUAUCAGUAAUGAGGCUCAGGAACUAAUUUUAAAAUUGCUGGAGAAGAACAGUAAUAGCAGAGCAGAUUUAAAGGCUGCCCUUGAUCAUCCAUUUUUUAGAAAAUCAAAGAGUAGGCUUAUGAAUGCACAUACUAAGUUUUACUAUAGAAGUGGAGAUAGUGGAAUGGGAUCGAGUACAGUUUCCUUAACUGCAGGUGUCAAAUCAGGUAACAGAUCAUAUAAAACUGUGGACAGUGGUUUAGGUUAUUUGCAGGCUGGAAUACAAGAAGAAAACUAUAAGAUAAGACGAAGUGCAUCUUCUGAGAUAUCCCGGUUAGAAACAAAUCAAUCACCUGUUUGUUAUUAUCAUAGCAGUAGAAGUUUAUCAAAAUAUGGGAUUGAAGUUAAUAAUUGUACUACAGGCUUAAAGAAGCUAAGAUCAGAGUCACCUUCCUCCGCAUUAAGGGACUGCAAAGAUAAAGCUGGCUGUGUUAAGCUACUAAAACACAAAAUUCCAACUCUGCCAUCUCGUAAGGAUAAUUUCUGUGAAAUUACUGUAUCUGAAAAAUUUCCAGCUAAUUGUAAGAGACAAGAGCAUAGUGCAUCAGAAGAAAGGAGAAAAUUCAUGCAUCACAAUUCUCAUUCUGCUCGAACAAAUGUACAUCCAAUUUCAAACAGAAAUAGAUAUAGUACAGAUCUUGAAAGAAAUGAUGAAUAUCAGCACCACCUUCAAACCAACUCUAAAGAUCCUUGUUGUAAUGGCUGCAAUAAUUGCCGGGAUGCAGUUUUUCAAGGUUCAUGCAGAAGAUUGAACCAUGUUACUACUAUUGAACAUGAUUGCCAUGAAUUCCAACCACCAAACCUUACAUCUUGUAGCCAUGAUAAGCACUGCUAUUCUGAAAGCAUUUCGUGUUCUCAUGAAAAAUUUUGUCUAUGCCAAAAAAUCUCUUCUCUGCCACUUAAGUGUAAAUCUGAAUCUAACAAUCUGCAAAGCAAUUACUGUUAUAGAGAAAUGGAUACUCCAAACAGCAAAACAUUAAAUCAGCUUGUUGAUCCUCUCAAUAGUGUACGACUUAAACCAAAAAGGAUCCUGAAAAAGAAUACUGUUAUAUCUAUUUUAGAUAAUGGUGAAGUGUGCUUGGAAUUUCUGAAGGUCAAAAAAGAUAAAAAAUAUGUUACUCAAGUUUUUGCUAUAUCUUCUGAUGGAAUGUCUAUUUAUUUGUACAAAGUGAAAUCUGGCUUCCUUUUAUCUGAUAAGCCACCUCCUAAGCCUCGAAAACUUCAUCAAAUUCAGCAUUUCAGUCAUGAUAAUUUGCCUGAAAUUCAUUGGAAGAAAUAUCUUUAUGCUUCAAAAUUUAUCAACUUCGUUAGAGCACAGGUGCCAAAAAUUACUUUAUAUGGGAAGCUUGCCAAAUGCAUCAUGAUGGAAAAUAGCCCAGAUCCUGAUUAUGAAAUGCUUUUCUAUGAUGGUGAAAAAAUAGUUAAAAUUUCCGAUAAAUUUACCAUUACUGAAAGAAGUGGUAGAAAUUACACUUUCACAUCUCCUGAAGAUUUAAGCAAAGAAUAUGAGCAUAUAUGGAAUGAAUUUGUUAAAAUGAAAGAAAAAUGUGAAAUAUUAGAGAAACAUUUGGAGUGUCUGAAUAAUAGUAGCAACUGGGCUGAUCAACCACUGUUUCCUGUAGUUAUCGGAAAACGACCUACAGCUUUAACUGAUUUGAAAAAUGGCAAAGAAAAUGAUACUCCUCGAUCUUCAAGGUCAUUCACUUUAAGUGGACUUACACAGAAUAUGAUUUCUUAUGAUCAAACUAUUGAUACUGACUAUAGCCCAUAUAGUAAUUCCUCACAAAAAUAUGUUUCAAAGCUACAAAAUACUUCUUCAGAUAAGAUCUGUGGGCUGCAAAAUAUUAAAGAAAUACUUGCAAAGUUAAAGGAGUCACCUAAGAUUAAGAAUGAUAAAGUUUUUGUUGAAUAUAAAGAUGGUGUUCAGAUGUGGAGUUCAAAAGAUGGGACAAAUGUAGAAUUCUUUGAUUUCAAUAAGGGAUGGAAAUGCAGUUCUAAGGAAGCAAAAUAUAAUUCUGAACUUAAGAAAAGGAUCCAGAAUGAUCUGGCUGAAAUAUUAUGUUUUAUGGCAUCAAAAGAUAGCAAAUGAUUCGGUGACAAACUGUCAGUAUUUUAAUUUUUUAGGAAUUAUAAAUUUCGGUGAGUAGUAUUGUUUGGAGCAAAUAAAAAUGGCUUUUCUAUAGUAAAUCUGCUUGAAUAAUAAUCUUGCAGAUUAAAAUUGUAUUACUUUAACCAGAAGUAUUUAUAUGAAGAAAUGGCUUCCUCACUUUAUUAAAAUGGAAUACAGUUACACUCCUCACAUUAAGAAAAAAGUUUGAUACAAAUAUGGAGACUAUGAAAAUUGAAAGAAAUUUUGUAAUCUAAAAAUUUAGAGAUUUGUAAAUAAAUCAAGUUAUUUUUAAUAGACUUUUACAUCUAUGAUUAUAACAGACAGAUAAAUUGUUUUACUAUGCUU